AUGGGCCGCUACAAUUUCGCAGCACAGAAUGUGCACAAGCAUGCAACACAACUCCUCCAGACCAAGCGCGUGUCAGCACCUCCACCAUGGUACCAAGCAAUCGCCACAACACCGCCCAGCACACGACUCACACGGCAGCCUCUACAAAGAAGGCAGGAGCCCGGAGCAAAGCCACCUAAGAAGAGGUCGAGACUAUUCCAGCCGUUGAACCUGCAAUACCAAGAAGACGCCCUACGAUGGGAAUACUUCAACGAUCACCCUUGGGAGCUGGCGAGACCAAGAGUCGUGCUCGAGAACGAUGGCCGAGAUCUGGAGAAGUGGGAUUGGAGUUUGCCAUUGGACUACAGUCAACUGAGACCGAGAGCUGGGGCGGAGGAUAUGUUCGGGAAUGAAUUGGUCAAGAUCUGGGACGAGAACAUGGCGACGCAGAGUGCGAGGCCUAUCAAUGGUGAAGCGGUGAUACAACGCCAACAAUACCUCCUCCGGCAAGGCCUUCGCCCCGCACAAGCAUACGAUCAAGCACGAAAAGAGCUGUACCGCCACCGGCACGCAAAGGAGGUGGAAGUUAGAGUCGCGCGGGAAGAGGCAUUAUCCACCGGCGCAUACUUUGGCCCUGGGCCAUUGGAGAUCGGAAUGGAGCUUGAAGAUAAGGCAUACGAGCACUGGAAGAGGUGGGCAACGCAGGAGAUUCAAACCUCCAAGCAGCUGGCCGGUUCGGCGUAUACUGGUGUGCAUGAAAAUGCCAGCUUGGAACUCGAAAGUCCGGAAGAGGAAGCGUUGCAGGUCUCAGAGGUGGCUAACGAAGUGCCCGGAAGCAAGAGUGGACAGACUGCGAAAGGAGGUGCUGCGGUUCAUCACUAG
Molecule: messenger RNA, 861 nt
Organism: Fulvia fulva
Lineage: Eukaryota; Fungi; Ascomycota; Dothideomycetes; Mycosphaerellales; Mycosphaerellaceae
Product: 37S ribosomal protein S25, mitochondrial
Exons: 2
Coding region: 1-861 (286 amino acids)
Cellular component (GO): mitochondrial small ribosomal subunit
Molecular function (GO): structural constituent of ribosome
Source: RefSeq, a predicted model, not a curated record